This is a messenger RNA of Funneliformis caledonium, 167 nucleotides long. Lineage: Eukaryota; Fungi; Glomeromycota; Glomeromycetes; Glomerales; Glomeraceae. The record is from the annotation of a GenBank genome assembly.
AAUAUUUAUCUAUAAGUGAGAAGAUCUUAGAAGAAAAUAAUGAAGAUUAUAAUAUUAAUGAAACUGAUGAUAAAGAAAAUAAUGAUAAUUAUAAUAAAGAUGAAGAUGAAGAUAUAGAUAAUAUGAUGCAAGUUAAUAUUAAAGAAGGAUUAAGUAAAGAAUUAUAG